AUGCUGGACGACACCACCAAGAUGGGGCGAUUCCAAGGGAUGCUUCGAGCAGAACUGAACAAGGUCAAUGACUUUGCAUGCGUCAAACAUGAAGACAUUUUCUUGGGCCUGCGCAAAGUGUGUGCUCAAUGCAAGAAGUUGCAGCCGGACGAGAUCGAGAACAAAGCCGCAAACAUUCGUGAACUGGGCGAGCAGAUCGUCCACUUGGACAUGUUCGUUCGCCUCAACUACGUGGGGUUUCAGACGUUAACCGAAAAGUUUGACGACCUGCUGGGCACUGCCGGGAGUGCACUCUUCGUGUCAGGACUUCAUUGCGAGCCUUUCUGCAACAUCCGAUUCGAUGAUAUCUUGAUUUUACUCGGCUUGGCCUGGGCGCUGUGGCGAACAGCGCAGUCCACAGAGCAAAGCAAGGAUGCCACGUGGAAGCCGCCAGAAAGCUUCAUUCGGAACACAUCGAAGUAUUGGGUCGCACCAGAGAAGGUUGUCCUCUUAAAGACCCGAAUUGUGGAGCAUUUGCCGUAUUUGAUUUUCGGAGCAUCUCAGACAGAGCAAGAGAAGUUGUUGGAGCCUUUUGCGCUGCUCGACCUAGAGUAUGAUGGGCUUGAUGAGCAGAAGGCCAUGAGUGCCUACUCCGGCACCAUGGAGGAGUCACAGCUCCUUAGCUCUGUGUACUUCGACAGUCCUGAAGCCACCAGCUACCAGGAGCGAAUCCGUCGCGAAGAAGGUGCCCGCUUGGUGAGGUUCCGAUGGUACGGAGAGAAUAACCAGGAAACGGACAAAGAGAUUUAUGUGGAGCGGAAGAUUCACCAUGAGGGCUGGGGCGGCAAGAAGUCAGCGAAAGAACGGUGCGUGAUUCCUCAGAAGGACAUCUUUGCGUUCAUGAAGGGCAAGUAUGACAUCAACGGCUACUUCAAGCAGCUGGAGGAGCAAGGAAUGUAUUCCGAAAAGGCCAGAAAGAACAUGAAGUCAAUCGCUGUGGAGGUGAACAAGAUAAUUCAAGAGAAGAAGCUGCAGCCCAUCAUUCGAACAUCUUAUUACAGAUGUGCCUUCCAGCUUGCCACUGACAACAAGGUUCGGAUCUCCCUCGACACCCAGAUGUCACUCCUCAACGAGUAUAUGGCAGGAGGUCACCAAAACCAGCCUUGGUGCCACGUUGCGACAGACAGUCUGCAGCGGGAUGAUGUCUACCGGUUCCCGUAUGCCAUCCUGGAAAUCAAGCUGCAGGACGUCUCUGAAGCUCCCUUGUGGCUGCGGCAGACCUUGAACGACAUCGGGGCGAUCCAAGUCCACAAGUUUUCGAAAUUUCAGCAUGCUAUGGCUUUUCUCCACCCGCAGCGAGUGCCAAUACUGCCACACUGGCACAAAGACUUCCAGGAGUGGCAGAACAAGAAGGACGAUGCUGCUGCCAGCUAUCGGCGCCGACAAAAGCUGAGUCCCAAAGAAAGAAUCCAAGCAGAGAGAGGGUCUUCCUUCACGGAGCACGACCUAGCUGUACCGAUGGUAGAGAAAGUGGUCGCACCUGGCGGUGAGGGCCAUUUCUUAAAGGACAUGGAAAAUUUGGAUCCAAAAGCGGUAUUCGCAAACGAGCGAACCCUGCUGCAUUAUGCAGAGAAGGGGAUGUACGUUGCAGCAGUGGCGGUGGUCGCCAUCAACCAUCACAGCAGGGAUGUUAAGAUCUUCGGCCUGGUGCUUUCGGCUGUUACUGCUGCCUACUACGUCUGGAUCCUUGUGGCCUAUUUCGAGCGCUUGAAGGAGAUCACGGGGCGUUCCAAGGUAGUCAAGAACCGUGAAGCUCGAUUGGAUUGGGAAGUUGGCCCGUGGCUAGCUGCUGGUAUGGUUCUGCUUGUGCUCCUCUACACCUUGAGCAAGGCUUGGGCAGGAGUGACUGCGGCGCAUCACCUGUAA
This is a messenger RNA of Symbiodinium pilosum, 1905 nucleotides long. The record is from the annotation of a GenBank genome assembly. NCBI's taxonomy places the organism in Eukaryota, Dinophyceae, Suessiales, Symbiodiniaceae.